UGUGAAGCCUUGCAAGAAACUUCACGAAGUAGUCAAUGUGCUUUUGGUGAAGACACCUGAAACAACGUUUAACAUGUUUUUUAUUGAGUAAUUCAAAAGAAAAUUGGAUUCAAAUGUAAAAAAUGAUUACUUGCUUAGGCUGGAUCAAGCGAGGAGUGGCAAAAGCGGUCCCUGAUAAGGUUGCAUUGUCAAAAGAAGAACUUCAAGAAAUUAUAGAUGAGGCAAAGGACAAAUUAAGAGAAAAAGAAGAAGCAGAGAAGGAGACAGAAGAAGAAAUUGAAGGAAAAUUAACUGAAGUUAUUCAAUCAAAACCAGAGUCAAAAACAGUUAAAAGCAGGGGUCAUAAUGAUGAUGAUGAUGAUGACGACAUAUCAGACUUGUAUGAUCUGGCACAUUAUGAUAGCGAUGAAGAUUUAGAAGGGGAGCUCAUGUCUGGAGCAGGAAUGGCUGGUGUAACAUACUUUGCUUCCAAUAAGGAUGAUCCCUAUGUCACUCUUCAAGAUCCGGAUUUUGAUGAAGAUGAAAAGGAAGAUUUUAAAAUUAAACCUGAUGAUAAUUUAAUAGUGGCUGGACACGUGGACCAGGAUUUCAGUACUUUAGAGAUAUCAGUUUAUAAUGAAGAGGAAGGAAGUCAGUAUGUGCAUCAUGAUAUUCUACUUGAAGCAUUCCCUCUGGCUAUUGAAUGGCUUGACUUUGAUCCUGAAGAUACCAGCAAACCAGCUAACUUUGUGGCAGUGGGAACAAUGGAACCACAUGUUGAUAUCUGGGAUUUAGACUUGGUGGAUACACUAGAACCUGUGGUCUCACUAGGAAGGAGAAAAAGGAAAAAGUCAAAAAAGAAAUCAAGACAUUCUGAAGAAGGUCACAGUGAUGCAGUCCUUGACUUAUCAUGGAAUCAUCUUCUGAGGAAUGUAUUAGCAAGUGCAUCUGCAGACCACUCUGUUAUUUUGUGGGACCUCACACAACCAAAACCGGUACACACCUUAAGACAUCACAAAGAUAAGGUACAAUCAUUAGAGUGGCAUCCUUAUGAAUCACAGUCUAUACUUACAGGAUCUUUUGACAAGAAGGCCAAAGCGCUGGAUUGCAGAAGUCCCGAGAGCAACAUCAAAUCUUGGAAAUUCGAUGCAGAGGUGGAAAGAGUGCUGUGGAAUCAUUUUUCACCAUACAACUUUUUAGUUAGCACAGAAACUGGUCACGUGUUUUGCUGUGACGUCAGAACAGACACGCCAGUGUUUACUCUUAAAGCACAUGACGACGCAAUACCAGGACUUGCUCUAAGCAGCCAAGUUCCCGGAUGUCUAGUCACGGCAUCCGCCGACGAGACUGUCAAAGUCUGGGAUAUACAGGAUAACAAACCCUCAUUCGUGGCAUCCAGAAAUCUUGAAAUGGGAAAGAUUCUUAAUAGCUGUUGCUGUCCUGAUGCGCCAUUUGUUUUCUGUUUCGGUGGCGAGAAGCAAGGUUUGAGAGUCUUGGAUCUUACAGAGAGUAACCCAGUUCGUCGACAUUUUGAAGCAAGGCAAAGACUGAUGCCUGCAAUUGUGAAAACCGAAAAAGAAACUGUAGAAGAGGAGCAGGAGGUUGCCGACACUUUGGAACCAUUAAAAGAAGUCAAUCCUGAGCCCAUGGAAGAAGAGUCUGCCGCUGACGCCAUGGCAGCUUUGAGCCUGAGUGGGGCUAUGAACAGCGGUCAUUCAAAGAAAAAGAAGAAAAAGAAACGAAAAUAAACCCAAAUUAAUUUUAUGUAUUUUACGUGUGGGAAACAGCAAAAUAAUGCCUUCGUUUCUUUGUUUUUAGGAAAUACGAAAAGUAUGCGAAUAGGACGGGUGGAAAUUGUUAAACCUGCCAUUCGCACAACAUACACCGACUCUACCUCGUUUUAGAAAGGAUGUCCACUGAAUGGAAGGACGAGUUGGUUUCACAGCUGGACAGAACAAUCUCCUAUGAUCAACAACUGCUCUAAAUGGAAAACACAGUUUUGUCACUCGAUUCUCGUUUUAUUUUCUGUACAAAUUUUCACAGAAUAUUUUACAAAGCGCAUAGAUAUAAUAACAAGUGCUUUAACUUUGGAUAUCACUAUUAAGAGUUCUCACAGAAAAGUAAACCGAUGAAAUUCUGAGUUACAUACCUUCACCUUAUUUAUUCUUGCGUUAACUUUGAACUUGUAAUGCGAAUUACAUGCACGUAAACCAAACAAAAAAGAUUUCAGUCUUCCUCGUUGAAGACGAGGAAAGAAUAUAUAUAUAUGUGUGUUAAUUUGCGAAGCGAUAGCUUGGUGACUUACGCGGAACUCUCUCAAACAAGAUGCCAAUAAAGAUUUUGAACAGUUAUUGAA
Molecule: messenger RNA, 2335 nt
Organism: Orbicella faveolata
Lineage: Eukaryota; Metazoa; Cnidaria; Anthozoa; Scleractinia; Merulinidae
Product: periodic tryptophan protein 1 homolog
Biological process (GO): rRNA processing
Cellular component (GO): nucleus
Molecular function (GO): protein binding
Source: RefSeq, a predicted model, not a curated record